GAAAUAAUAAUAACCGUUGAUCAACUUUUCAUAACAAUUAUGUUAGUAAUUUUUUUUUUAAAUGCAACUAACGGUUAUGUAGCUUAUUAACUUUUCGAUUUUCAGUUCCGUUUAACGUUUAAAUAUUAUUUUAUAUCAGCUAGAAAUUUUCAUCACGCAAAUAGUUGUGGAGUUCCUUUUCAUUUAUGAUACAAUUAUCAAAUUAACGAAUAAAAUAUCAACUCCCUACACAUAAUCUAUGGAUUCGCCGUAUGAUUACAGUGUAUCUUCGUACGUGCUAACUAGUAGUGAGUUAGCUGAUACUGAAGAAACCGAGGAUGAUGAAUUUCCAGAUGAAGAUUUUCGCGAAGCUUAUGGCGAUGUUGAAUUUGACGAAGUAUCUGAUGCAGAUGCUGUUACCGAUAAUGACUUCGACAAUGAACUUAUGAACUCCUCAGCAUCUGUGGAUGAAAAUUUUGAGUCUUCCUACAGCACAUCAGAAAACGAUUCGUCCGAUUACUCGACAGUUAUUUUAACGGACUCCGAUACGACAGUAAAUGAAGAAUCAAACGAACCAGUAUCAAAAAGAAUAAAAUUAGAUCAAGGUGACUCUGAAACACUUGAAGAAAGUGAAGUGGAUGCUCAUCAAAAAUGUCCAAUAUGCUUAGCAGCUUGGACUAAUGUAGGAGAUCAUCGUUUAUGUUCUCUUCGCUGUGGACAUUUAUUUGGGUUAAAAUGUAUAAAGCAAUGGUUACAGUCAAGAAAUAAUGUAACAGCUAAGAAAUGUCCCCAAUGUAACUCCAAAGCUUCAUUCAAACAUAUUCGUUAUAUUUAUGCCAAUAAAAUUACAUGUCUUGAUAAUACUGAGAUAGAAAAAAUGAAGAAAAAAGUGGAAGAGGCUAAUUUAAGAGUAUCUAUGUUAUCAAAAGCUUUAAGUAAACAAAAGAAAAAAACGAAAAAGUACAAAAAAAUGUACAAAAGCAAGGCUCUUGCUAUUCUUGAUUCAGAUUUUUGUUCUUCAGACUGAAAAAAAAAC
Molecule: messenger RNA, 1015 nt
Organism: Trichogramma pretiosum
Lineage: Eukaryota; Metazoa; Arthropoda; Insecta; Hymenoptera; Trichogrammatidae
Product: E3 ubiquitin-protein ligase RFWD3-like
Exons: 3
Coding region: 239-1006 (255 amino acids)
Biological process (GO): interstrand cross-link repair; protein ubiquitination
Cellular component (GO): nucleus
Molecular function (GO): ubiquitin protein ligase activity
Source: RefSeq, a predicted model, not a curated record